Messenger RNA from Babjeviella inositovora NRRL Y-12698, 1440 nucleotides. RefSeq lists its product as uncharacterized. The coding region runs from base 39 to 1148 and encodes 369 amino acids. The record is from RefSeq and is a predicted model, not a curated record. Gene Ontology annotation, cellular component: peroxisomal membrane. Gene Ontology annotation, biological process: peroxisome organization. Lineage: Eukaryota; Fungi; Ascomycota; Pichiomycetes; Serinales. The transcript has a single exon.
AUCCACCUCCCACGAUUAAGCUCCUCCCUACCCUUGCUAUGUCCACCCCGCUGGCGAUCCACGCGGCCUUCAGCCCCAAGCCGGAGCGCCGCGCCGACUUUCUGCCGGAAUCGCUCACACAAAUCUCGCCCUACGUGACAUCCUCGCUCCUGAACGUGUUUCCCUACUUGUGUCUCGCAGACCACGUGUUGCAGAAGCUCACAUGGUCUGAGCAGGCCGAUCCGUACUCCAACUUCAUCUCUCUCGUCAUUGUCACGACGUUUUUUGUGUACUGGGACACCAUCAAACAGUGGUUCUUCCCGUUCUUUCUCUCGCUCUGGUUUGCCAUCGUCGUCUGGCUGACCCAGUCGAUCCUCGUCGACUCCAAGUCGAAUGAAAAGCCGACACUAGACGAGAUUGUGAACGUGUUGAAUAACGUGGUGACCCAGAUAGACUUCUGCGUGGCGCCGUUCAAAAACGUGGCCACGGGUAGACAGGGCCUCUUCCGCCUCGUGCGCGCGCUCGUGCUGCUCUCGCCGCUCUACGUUGCGGCGUUCCGAUUCUUUGUGCCGCCGCGCUACUUUCUUCUUGCGCUCGUGCUCUUCGGCGCGACGUACCAUUCGCGCCAGGCGGUUGCGACACGGCGCCUCCUCUGGCGCAGUAUGUACAUCCGCAUGGCUGUGUUCUAUCUCACCGGCUAUGACUCUACCCGGCCCUCCUCCGCCCAUCCCCAGGGCAGGGGCCAUGGUACUAUGCCGGGACAGUCGUUCAGAAUUGUAAAUAAGUCAAACAUCUCCUUCACCCAGGAGGGCCAGUUGAUCGAGUUUGCCAUCUUGGAGCACCAGCGCCGCUGGUUGGGUCUCGGCUGGUGUGCUUACUUGUUUCCGUCCGAGCGCAGUCCCCACACGACGGAGACGUUGGUGGAAACGAGCUCGCCCGAAAAGUUUGCCUUCCCCUCGUUCGAUUUAUCCACUACCGAGUACCGAUGGAAAUGGUCCGACGAACAGUGGAAGACAGACGAGAGCUUUAAUCACGGGAAGGUUGGCGUGGACGGAUGGUGUUAUUACGACAACAACUGGCAGUACGCCUCGCCGGACGACGGGUUGUUGAAGUAUACCAGGACGCGAAAGUGGAAACGGAGGGCAUUGCUUGUUAUUGACAAGAAAUAAGGUUGAUUCAUGGCGAUACCAAGAGCAGGGUCCACUGAGCUGCGACGUUGAGGAGCUAUGGAUAUUUUAUUGUAAAAUACCGCUCUGCGACUUUCCCGGACUGACCCUCGUGCUUUUCCUGAGCGUGUGGGUUUCAUGCUGCGAAAAAGCCUUUUGAUAUGCAUCACUUGGCCGUACUUCGGUAACAAAGGUCUAGCCAGCGUUAUACUUGAAUAAAGAGACGAUACCCCAUUGCCUGUUGGCACACUUCAAUAUCCCUUGGCCCUUUGGUAUGUUUUUUUUUAGUUCAGUC